GGAGAGGAGCAAGAGCGAAGGUCCCUGCAGUGUCUGCUGCAGCUCCUGGUGUGGCCUGCCCGGCGCUGACACCCGUCCCUCCUCCCGCAGCUCCAAGUGCCGGGGAGAUGCUGGCCAGGACCUGCUGCCGGGGUGGCUGCCGGGGCUCGGCAUGCCUAUGAGGCUGGCAGGGUGCAGACGAGGCGGGCGGCUGGGCAGCAGCGUCUCCAGCGGGACAGCGGUAACAGGAGACGCUCGCCAUGGAGUUCACGGUGAUCGACUACAGCAUCUUCGCGCUGCUGCUGGUGCUGUCGUCGGCCAUCGGGCUCUUCUACGCGCUGAGCGGGGACCGGCAGCGCACGGUGCAGGAGUUCCUCCUGGCCAACCGCAACAUGGGCUUCCUGCCUGUCGCCCUCUCCCUGCUGGCCACCUUCCAGUCGGCUGUGGCCAUCCUGGGUGUGCCGGCCGAGAUCUACCGCUUCGGCACCGAGUACUGGUUCCUCGGCUGCUCUUACUUCCUGGGGCUGCUCAUUCCGGCCCACGUCUUCAUCCCGGUCUUCUACCGCCUGCGCAUCACCAGCACCUACGAGUACCUGGAGCUGCGCUUCAACAAGACAGUGCGGGUCUUCGGCACCAUCACCUUCAUCUUCCAGAUGGUUAUCUACAUGGGGGUGGUGCUCUACGCGCCUGCGCUGGCCCUCAAUGCAGUGACGGGCUUUGACCUCUGGAGCGCGGUGCUCACCAUGGGGCUGGUCUGCACGCUGUACACCACGCUGGGUGGGCUGAAGGCUGUCAUCUGGACGGACGUCUUCCAGACGCUGGUGAUGUUCGCGGGGCAGCUGGCUGUCAUCCUGGUGGGCGCCCGGCGGGUGGGCGGCAUGGCCCGUGUCUGGCACCUGGCGGAGCAGGAGGGCAAGAUCUCCGGCAUUGACCUGGACCCUGACCCCUUCAAGCGGCACACCUUCUGGACCCUGGCGGUGGGGGGUGUCUUCAUGAUGCUGUCGCUGUACGGGGUGAACCAGGCGCAGGUGCAGCGGUACCUCAGCGCCCGCAGUGAGCGGGAGGCCAAGCUCUCCUGCUACGCCGUCUUCCCCUGCCAGCAGAUCGUGCUCUGCCUCAGCUGCCUGACCGGCCUCGUCAUGUUCGUCUAUGACCGGGAGCACCCGCUGGCGCCCACACAGCGCCCCGGGUCCUCCGACCAGCUGGUGCUGUACUUCGUGAUGGACGUGCUGCAGGACCUGCCGGGGCUGCCCGGGCUCUUCGUCGCCUGCCUCUUCAGCGGGUGCCUCAGCACCAUCUCCUCCGCCUUCAACUCGCUGGCCACGGUGACGAUGGAGGACCUGGUCCGGCCCCACUGCCCUGGGCUGUCGGAGUCACGGGCCACGCUGCUAUCCAAGCUGCUGGCUUUUGGUUAUGGAUUGCUCUGCCUGGGGAUGGCUUACGUGUCCUCCAUGCUGGGCCCUGUGCUGCAGGCAGCCAUCAGCAUCUUCGGCAUGGUGGGGGGCCCGCUCCUGGGGCUCUUCUGCCUGGGCAUGUUCUUCCCCUGCGCCAACCCCACGGGUGCUGUCGUGGGGCUGCUGGCGGGCCUGGCCAUGGCCUUCUGGGUGGGCAUCGGCAGUCUGCUGCACAGCAUGGGGGGGGGCCCCCCACCUAACAGCACCGUGCUCCCCCCCGUGGGCAACCUCACCACCAUCCUCGCCACCACCCUGCUGGCCCCCACGCCAGCCCCCCAGAGCCCCACAGGGCUGCAGAAGUUUUACAGCCUGUCCUACAUGUGGUACAGCGCCCACAACUCCACCACCGUCAUCCUGGUGGGGCUCCUGGUCAGCCUGCUCACCGGCCCCACGCCGGCAGCAGCCGUGGACCCCCGCACCAUCUACCCUGUGCUGCCUCGCCUGCUUUGCUGCCUGCCCCAGAAAUACCGGCAGAGGCUCUGCUGCGGGGUGGACUUCCCUGCCCAGGACACCAACCAUGUGGAUGCCACGGUGAAGAGCAACAGGGUGCCCAACGGCCUGGCCCCCCCCCGGCCCCGGCCGGCGGGAGGAGGAGGGACAGGGCUACAUCCGUGCGGCUGGGGCCCCUGCCUACGCCCUGCAGGAGACCUCCUUCUGAGCCCCCCCCCUCCCCGACAUGGGGGUCCCAGCCACCCCAUGCAUCCUUCCCGAGUGCCCCCCCGGCCAUGGGGCACGGACCCCCUGUGGAGCGCCCACACGCAGCUGGGGAGCACCAAAUAACCGGGAGGGGCUGGGUCCCUGCCCGGGGGGGCUGGUCAGGCUGCACCCCCCGCGGGCAGCACAGGGCUUCUCUGCCUGCACCCGCGGUAGGCUGGCUCCCGAGCCCCAGGCCCUCCAUCUGCCCACGCCAGGGCCGCUGCCAGUGCCUGCGGCGGCCCCUGCCCCCCGGCUGGGGGGGUUGUCUGGGACCACGGGUGUGGGGGCGAGUCAGAGCGGUGCCCUCUCCCCCACUGGCCAGGACGCUGCCCACGUGCCUUACCGCACCGCUCCCGGGCCGGGGGCUGCCCCACACCCCCCCCCACCAGCCCCCACCAUCACCCAUCUCUGUGUUCCUUGUCCUGCCAAUAAAUGGUUCUGGAGCGCA
Molecule: messenger RNA, 2577 nt
Organism: Aquila chrysaetos chrysaetos
Lineage: Eukaryota; Metazoa; Chordata; Aves; Accipitriformes; Accipitridae
Gene: SLC5A6
Product: solute carrier family 5 member 6
Biological process (GO): pantothenate transmembrane transport; sodium ion transport; biotin transport
Cellular component (GO): membrane
Molecular function (GO): sodium-dependent multivitamin transmembrane transporter activity
Source: RefSeq, a predicted model, not a curated record